GCUAAUGAACUGAAAAAUUAAAUUAAAAUUAAAUAUUAAAGAUAAUAUAAGAAAAUAGAAAUAAAAUAUCUCUAAUUCACUGUGUAGGUAUAGUCGUCUGGCAUCUUUGUUGAAACAAAGGUCUUUAAUCCAGUGUGGUGUAAAAAAUGAUUUUGAAAGCAUCAAUUUGUUUAUUUCUCUUAUUUUUCUGUAAUAAAUGUUCAAGCCUAAGAGAAUAUAGUAAAGAAGAUAUUUUACGACUAAGGGAGGAGGUUCGUGAAAUGUUUCAACAUGCCUACGACAGUUACUUACGGUACGCAUACCCUUACGACGAGCUCCGUCCUCUCAGUUGCGACGGUGUCGACACGUGGGGGAGCUACUCUCUAACGCUCAUCGAUGCUCUGGACACACUCGCCAUAAUGGGCAACUACACAGAAUUCAACAGAGUCGUAGAUAUUCUACUUCAGAAGAAGAACUUUGACUCAGAUAUUAAUGUGUCUGUCUUUGAAACCAAUAUCAGGAUUACAGGAGGACUUCUCAGUGCUCAUCUACUUUCUUACAAAACUGGUGCAAAAUUGGAACCCGGCUGGCCCUGUAAUGGCCCACUCUUGCGAUUAGCAGAAGAUGUAGCCCAAAGGCUGAUUGCAGCAUUUGACACCACCACGGGCAUGCCUUACGGCACCAUCAACCUAAGGUCUGGAGUGCCCCCUGGGGAGACCAGUGUGACUUGCACAGCUGGUGUUGGGACCUUUAUUAUUGAGUUUGGCACUCUGAGCAGGCUCACUGGAGAUCCUUUAUAUGAAGAGGUUGCACUCAAUGCAUUAAAAGCACUGUACCACCACAGGUCUCCAAUAGGCCUAGUUGGAAACCACAUUGAUGUCAUGACUGGUCGAUGGACCGCACAGGAUGCUGGGAUUGGGGGUGGAGUUGAUUCAUAUUAUGAGUAUUUAGUAAAAGGUGCAAUUCUACUAGAGAAGCCGGAGCUGAUGUCGAUGUUUCUGGAAGCGCGGCAGUCCAUCGACCGGUACCUGCGCAAGGACGACUGGUUCGUGUGGGCCACCAUGCUGCGCGGCCACGUCACGCUGCCCGUGUUCCAGUCGCUGGAGUCCUACUACCCGGGGCUGCUGAGUCUGAUAGGUGAAAGCGACACUGCCAUGCGUAUAAUACACAACUACCACAGCGUGUGGAAGCAGUACGGCUUCACUCCUGAAGUCUACAACUUGGGCACAGGCGAGGCGUCGACCGCUCGUGAGAGCUACCCGUUACGGCCUGAGCUGAUUGAGUCUAUUAUGUACCUGUAUAGGGACACUAGAGACCCUAUACUGCUGCAGAUGGGAGAGGAUAUACUAAGGAGUAUACAGCACAGUGCUAAGACUAACUGCGGUUACGCUACGAUAAAAGACGUCCGCGACCACCGCAAAGAGGAUCGCAUGGAAUCCUUCUUCCUAGCCGAGACCACCAAAUACCUAUACCUUCUGUUCGACCCGGAUAACUUUAUCCACAACCCAGGCGUGCACGGAACAGUCAUAAAUACACCCAACGGGGAAUGUGUGGUGGAUGUCGGCGGGUACAUAUUCAACACAGAAGCCCAUCCUAUAGAUCCGACAAUGCUGUAUUGCUGCCACGAAGCGAAGCAAGGAAUAAACAUAAGUGAAGUACACAGAGUCUACCAAUUACUCGAAGAAGAAGACAACAUAAAAUUCAUGACUCUAAUUGAAGCGUCCGAAAAUAAAAAGAACAAUAACAAAACCGAAAAUGUAAAAAAUACGCAAGUAGUUGUCGAAGAAACUAGUAAUGUGACAACUGAAGGAGUAUUAGUUGAAAACAAAAUAGAUCAGAAUCAAGUUCUUAUAAAAACAGAAACGAGAACCGGAUAUGUUAACAUUGAUGGUACUGAAAGAGAGAAUAUUAUUAACGAAUCGAGUUUAACUGAAAUUGUAAAAGAGAAAUUGUCUAAAUAUUACAAUGGUUCUCUUCUGCUUGCUGAAGCGGAUGAUUCUGAAACUGUAACUGAUGAAAAUUCUACAGAUACUGAUAAGCCGGUAGAUAAAGAUGUUGAAGUUGAUGACAUAAUUGUAGCGUCGCAAGAUCCUGAUACCCUCCAACCACCUAGUUCGAGCAGAGCGAAGGAAGCGUACAAGCUAUUGCCCAAAGCAAUUCAAGAGUUUUUGAACAAUGAUUGGAAAACGAGGCCAAAAUGUGAACCUCAACGCAUUUUGGAGCGAAUCCGAAGAGAAAACAAGUAUCCAGAACACAUGGAUGUUGACGCUUAUGAAUUACUGCUGACGCCAGCGCCAUCUUUCCUGCAAAGGAUAUCUUUGGCUGGUGAGUUUUUGAGUAAAAAGCAAAUGCAAACGUAAAUUACGGAUUUUAUUAUGGGUGAUACAAUUUUAUUUGUAGGAGCUGUGUAAUUUAAGUUAUUUAAAUGUUGUUGUUUUGUUAAUAUAACGCAGAAGACUGAA
Molecule: messenger RNA, 2441 nt
Organism: Ostrinia furnacalis (Asian corn borer)
Lineage: Eukaryota; Metazoa; Arthropoda; Insecta; Lepidoptera; Crambidae
Gene: Edem1
Product: ER degradation-enhancing alpha-mannosidase-like protein 2
Exons: 8
Coding region: 147-2339 (730 amino acids)
Biological process (GO): carbohydrate metabolic process; mannose trimming involved in glycoprotein ERAD pathway; endoplasmic reticulum mannose trimming
Cellular component (GO): membrane; endoplasmic reticulum
Molecular function (GO): mannosyl-oligosaccharide 1,2-alpha-mannosidase activity; calcium ion binding
Source: RefSeq, a predicted model, not a curated record